This is a messenger RNA of Pelagomonas calceolata, 1676 nucleotides long. The record is from the annotation of a GenBank genome assembly. Lineage: Eukaryota; Pelagophyceae; Pelagomonadales; Pelagomonadaceae.
AUUCGGCAGCCUCGAUCCUGUGCUAUAUCUCGGGGCCAUUAGCAAAAGGGCGACCGUGACUUAGCGUGUGUAGACUCGCAGCCAACAGGUACAUUCAGCCGCGAGCCUGCUGCCAGCCGACGCCGCGCUGCGGAGUAAUCGAUCAAGCUCUCCGAGCAGCCAAAAGCAUAAUGCGCAACGUAGCAGUACUCGCCCUAUGCGCCAUCGCCGCGGCCGCGGCCGAGCCGGCGACUGCCGCGCGGAAGAAGCCCGCCGCCGCGCCGGCAAAGCAGACCAGCCCAGCCACGGCGCCGAAGCCCGCCGACAAGCCCAAGGAGGCGCCGAAGAAGCGCUGGGGCAAGUCUAAGGAGGAGGCCCCGAAGCCGUGGUACGAGUCGAUACCGCAGUGGGCUCAAGUAAUCCUCGCGGUCCUCGCCGCGGAGUUUCUUUACUGCUCCUUUAUCGGAGGAAGGAGCUGGCUGCCCAAAUCAAAGGGCUGCCACGUCAUCAUCACGGGCGGUUCUGAGGGAUUGGGCAAGGCGUUAGCGCACAAACUCGUCGCGAGAGGACACUUCGUCUCGCUGAUCGCGCGCACAAGAUCCAAGCUCGACGCCGCCGUCCUCGAGAUCAACGAGGCCAGCAAAACUAAAAAAUGCAUCGGCGUCGUCGGCGACGUCACGUCCUCAAGCUCCAUCGAAUCCGCUUUGCAAGCCGCGGAACGCGCGCAAAAAUUGCCCGCGGACGCGGUGGUCUGCAACGCCGGCUCGGCGCAACCCAAGCUCUUCCUGGAGACGGAGGGAGAUACGUUCAAGCGACAGAUGGACCUGAACUACAUGGGUGUGGUUCGCACGGUACGGGCGGCUCUACCGGGCCUGCUGGAGCGGGACUCUGGAGCUUUAGUAUUGGUGUCGUCUGGUCUAGCAUUAACAGGCUACGCCGGCUACGCGGCCUACGCGCCCACGAAGUGGGCCGUGCGCGGUCUAGCCGAAGUUUUACGCUCGGAACUCGCGGCGACGCGCGUCUCGGUCCACUUGGCUUUGCCGCCGGGCAUGGCGACGCCCGGCUUCGACAAGGAGAACGCCGAAAAACCUAGAGUGACGAGGGCGAUCGAAGCCGGCGAGCCGACGCACCAGCCCGAGAGCGUGGCGGCCGCUUUACUAUCUUCUUUACAGCGGGGCCACUACGCGUGCGCUUGCGGCGAUUUUGGGCUUGGGUUACUCGUAAGGGCUGGAAGCGGUCUGGCGCCGCGGACGACGUUUUGGAGGGAUUUGGUCUUGUUGCCUUUUAUCGCUAUAAUAGGAGCGUUCUACCGGAGGAUGUGGGACUUCACGGUUCGCAGAGACGCAUCCAGAGAAGACGCCGUCGAGAAGGAGUACCCCGUGCUGAACGAGGCCCUCAAGUCCACGGAAGCGACGUUCAACGACGCCCUGCAGGCGGCCGACGACACGCUCAAACGGCUCACUUCUGACGAAGCGCCGGCGCCGGCGCCGGGCAUGAUGGAGCGUUUACUCGGUAAGAAGGAGGAACCGCCGGCACCCGGGCUCCUGGAUUCGAUCAUGGGCGAAGCGCCGGCGCCGGCGCCGGCGCCGGGCCUCAAGGAGCGCGUCUUCGGCGCGCCGGCGCCGGCGCCCGCGCCCGGCUUGCUGGACUCGAUCAUCGGCGACGCCGCGCCGGCGCCGGCGCCCGCGAAGAAGUAG